Messenger RNA from Vigna angularis (adzuki bean), 1638 nucleotides. RefSeq lists its product as uncharacterized. Bases 1 to 1638 code for a protein of 545 amino acids. The record is from RefSeq and is a predicted model, not a curated record. Gene Ontology annotation, molecular function: zinc ion binding. The transcript is spliced from 5 exons. Lineage: Eukaryota; Viridiplantae; Streptophyta; Magnoliopsida; Fabales; Fabaceae.
AUGGCAGAUUACAAGUGGGAAGUGCGCACUGUUUUUACUAACAGGGAAGAGUUUAAGGAUGCUAUUAGAAGGUAUGUUGUUCAUGCUGGGAGGGAUCUAAAAUUUAUCAAAAAUGAUAACCGUAGGGUGAGGGUGACAUGCAUGGGUGGCCAAGGUAAGUGCCCAUGGCUAGUUUAUUGUGGUUAUUUGUCAUCACGAAAAAUUUGGCAAUUGAGGAAGAUAAUUGAUACUCAUAGUUGUAGUAGGCAACUUAAUAUUAAACUGAUGAAUGCUAAGUGGUUAAGUCAGGAAAUAGAUAGAUCUUUAGUUGAGAAUCCUAGUUUAAAGGUCAAUGAUAUUCGUACUAAAGCAUUAAGAAAAUGGAAUACAAAUGUUUCAAUAUCCAAGGCAAGAAGGGCAAAGUUAAUUGCCACAAGACAGGUUGAAGGAGAUUUCAAAGAACAAUAUAAAAGGGUGUACGACUAUGGACAUGAGCUGUUGAGGUGUAAUCCAGGGUCAACAGUGCAGAUUAAAGUUGACUCUCAUAAUGGUGACCCAAUCUUUCAAAGAAUGUAUGUUUGUCUCAAAGCUUGUAAAGAUAGUUUCAUAAGCUGUAUGCCCAUUAUAUGUUUAGAUGGAUGUUUUUUGAAAGGUGUUUACAAGGGGGAGUUGCUGACUGCUGUUGACCUCGGGGGCACUGAUGUAUGUGGAGGGUGCACAUGGAUGUCAGACCAGCAGAAGGGGUUAGUCUUAGCUAUCCAGGAGCUUCUGCCUCGGGCAGAACAAAGAUACUGUUUAAGGCACCUUUAUGCAAACUUUAGGAAAAGGUUUGGUGGACAAGUAUUAAAAAAUCUGAUGUGGAGUGCUGCAACCACCACAUAUCCCCAGGCUUGGGAGAGAGAAAUGCUGAAAAUUAAAGAAGUCAAUGUUGAAGCAUAUAAAUACCUCAUAGCCAUUCCCCCUAGGUUUUGGUCAAGGUCUCGCUUCACAGGUCAACCAAUGUGUGAUACCCUUGAUAACAACAUCACUAAAGCUUUCAACAAUGUUCUCAUUCAUGCAAGAGGAAAACCAAUUAUCAUAAUGAUGGAGGAUAUCAGAGUGUAUCUCAUGAAAAGGUGGGCCACCAAUAGAAGCAAGGUGACAUCUAUGGACUUCACAAUAUGCCCAAAGAUAAAGAACAAGCUUCAGAAAGAAUGUAAUUUGUCAAGAUUUUGGCUGCCAAGGCACAGUUCAUCCGUUGGGAACAAGUUCACAGUGGAUCUGGACACUAAAGAGUGUAGCUGCAGAAAGUGGAUGAUCAGUGGCAUCCCAUGCUGUCAUGCAAUUGCAGCAAUGAACUACUGUAAUGUUGAUCCAGACAAUUUUAUACCCACUUGCUUCAGAAGAUCCACAUAUGAAGAGGUGUAUGCGUCCAUAAUUUUUCCACUCAAUGGUCCCCAACUGUGGAAAACCACAAAUUUCAAUGAUGUACUACCACCACUGAUAAGGAAGUUGCCUGGGAGGCCAAAGAAAAAACGGAAGUUGGAGGCAUGGGAGUUAACUAAGGACAACACUCAAAUGCGUGUUGGAGGGCAUAGGAAAAAGUGUACCAUUUGCCGUCAGACAAAGCACAACAGGAAUAACUGCCCUUUACAGCCCCAACCAGCAGAAGCAACCUAA